Messenger RNA from Boleophthalmus pectinirostris (great blue-spotted mudskipper), 441 nucleotides. RefSeq lists its product as uncharacterized. The transcript has 2 exons. The record is from RefSeq and is a predicted model, not a curated record. NCBI's taxonomy places the organism in Eukaryota, Metazoa, Chordata, Actinopteri, Gobiiformes, Gobiidae. The coding region runs from base 11 to 385 and encodes 124 amino acids. Gene Ontology annotation, molecular function: protein binding.
AGGAGCAGAGAUGGUGAUUCAGGUGAAAGUCAGCACACCCAGAGGACAGGACAUCCUCAUCGACGUGUGUCCGAGUGCAGAUCGGCUCAAACAUGUCACGGUCAAACAGCUGCGGGAAAUGAUCGCCCGCCGCCUUGCCAUUGGAGGAGACGUCCGCAUGGUUUUCCAGGGAAAGCCUCUGGACGACUGCUACACCCUCAGACACUACAACAUCGGCCACAUGUCCAAGAUCCAGACGUUGCUCACGCUGCCUGGAGGGGCCUGUACCUGCGGGGCCUGUACCUGCGGGGCCUGUACCUGCGGGGCCUGUACCUGCGGGGCCUGUACCUGCGGGGCCUGUACCUGCGGGGCCUGUACCUGCGGGGCCUGUACCUGCGGGGCCUAAGCCUGGUCCUAGCCAAGGUUCCUCUGACCCCUCAGGAGAGGAGCCCGGAGGAUGUG